AUGGCAGGUGAAACGAUGUCGUCUAUAUCCGAUUUAUUUGGAUUAAAUUCGCCUCGUGGAUUACUAAACUUUGGAAAUACUUCCAGUGGACUCUGUACGCCGCCUGCUACCUCGCCUAAUUUUCAGCUAAAUUUUGAUGAUGCAAAGUUUCAAGCAGGUCACUUGAAUUAUGCAUCAUCUGUUGCUUCACCUGCAAAAAAUCUCCAACGUAAUAUAUCACUGGGAAGCGCAGGGUCAUCUCCAUGUACACCACCUAGUUAUUAUUCGGCGUCGGCGCGAGCCUUAAGAAGUACUUCAUUAAGUGAUUCUUGUGGUAGCAGUAGUCCAGGAGUUUUAGAGCAUUCUCUUCUAAGUACCAAUAAUUCUCGAUCUAACUCUCCAGAAUCAGAUUUGAGUGGUAUAUCAAGCCCUGAUGGCAGUCUUUGCGAAAUAUUGAAUUCAUUGACACUAAAUGAUAAUUUGGCUCGUAAUAUUUUCGGCAGUGGAACAACCGACUUGGAUAUAUCAAAUUUACAAAAUUUGCAAGCUAUUCACGCUCUUAAGUAUUUGCAACAACCUCCUGCUUUACUCAGUACACUGUUGCCUCCUGCCUGUUCACACAACAGUACCCAGCAAAUACUAGAUAAAUGGAAUGGCAGUGCUUCUUCUUUGAUAAACUUUAUCCCAGAAAACUUACAACUAGACAAAGCAGCUCGUUUUCAUCGAUCUGCAGCCUCCGUGUAUGAUGCCACAUGCACAUGGAGUGGUGUUUUACCUCCUCGUUCCACUGUUAAACCGACCGGUUACUCAAGUAAAGUAUUCUUGGGUGGCGUUCCCUGGGAUAUAUCUGAACAGUUGCUUGUGCAAACAUUCAAGCAGUUUGGACCAAUUCGCGUAGAAUGGCCAGGCAAGGACAAACAAGCUUCCCAACCGAAAGGAUAUGUUUACAUUAUAUUUGAAUCGGAAAAGAAUGUCAAAGCACUGCUUCAGGCUUGUACAAACGAUUAUCCCAACAGCAAUAAUUGGUACUACAAAAUCAGCUCAAAACGGAUGAAGGCAAAAGAGGUGCAAGUCAUACCAUGGAUCAUUAAUGAUUCAAACUACACCAAAUCGACAUCACAGAAAUUGGAUCCUGGAAAAACUGUGUUUGUAGGAGCACUUCAUGGUGUGCUCAAUGCAGAAGGUCUGGCAAAAAUAAUGAAUGAUUUGUUUGAUGGUGUAGUUUACGCUGGUAUUGAUACUGACAAGUACAAAUAUCCUAUUGGCUCAGGACGUGUUACUUUCAAUAAUCCUCGUUCCUACAUGAAAGCAGUAGCUGCUGCAUUCAUUGAAAUUAAAACCUCAAAAUUCACCAAGAAGGUACAAGUGGAUCCUUAUCUAGAAGAUUCUCUCUGCUCAAUUUGUGGCGUCCAACAAGGGCCAUAUUUCUGCCGUGACAUGAUGUGUUUCCGAUAUUUCUGUCGCAUUUGCUGGCAGUGGCAGCACAACAGCGAGAUUCGUCACCACAAGCCCAUGAUGAGAAAUUCCAAGAAUAGUCAAGUACUAGGCCUAGGAACUGCGCCGGCAGCUGUUAACUAA
Anoplophora glabripennis (Asian longhorned beetle) is the source of this 1557-nucleotide messenger RNA. RefSeq names its product cytoplasmic polyadenylation element-binding protein 1 (gene orb). Lineage: Eukaryota; Metazoa; Arthropoda; Insecta; Coleoptera; Cerambycidae. The record is from RefSeq and is a predicted model, not a curated record. Gene Ontology annotation, cellular component: neuron projection; cytoplasm; nucleus. The coding region runs from base 1 to 1557 and encodes 518 amino acids. The transcript is spliced from 9 exons. Gene Ontology annotation, molecular function: translation factor activity, RNA binding; ribosome binding; mRNA regulatory element binding translation repressor activity. Gene Ontology annotation, biological process: negative regulation of cytoplasmic translation.